This is a messenger RNA of Cylicocyclus nassatus, 1104 nucleotides long. Lineage: Eukaryota; Metazoa; Nematoda; Chromadorea; Rhabditida; Strongylidae. The record is from the annotation of a GenBank genome assembly.
AUGGAUCUGUCGUAUGUAGUAAAGAUGCUUGCACGCUCAGCGCUUUUGGCUCGUGGAGAUGCGUUCACACUCCCCGCACGAACAGCAAUGCUUGCUGCGCAGGAUAGAACACCGAAAAUAAAAACAUUCGAGAUCUAUAGAUUCAAUCCUGACAAACCUGGGUCUAAACCAGAAAUGCAGAGAUAUGAUGUCGAUCUUAAUGAAUGCGGUUCUAUGGUGCUGGAUGCGCUUAAUAAAAUCAAGAAUGAAAUGGAUGCAACAUUGACAUUCAGGAGAAGUUGUCGCGAAGGAAUUUGCGGAUCAUGUGCAAUGAACAUCGGUGGAGAAAACACGCUUGCUUGCAUUUGCAAAAUUGAUAGAAACACCAGUAAGGUUACAAAGAUCUAUCCUCUACCUCACAUGUAUGUAAUUAAGGAUCUUGUGCCCGACUUGACCUUGUUCUUCGAGCAGUAUGCUUCGAUUCAGCCAUGGCUGCACAAGAAGACUGAGCUGGAUCUGGGCGAACGCGAAAUGUACCAAACCAUAAAAGAACGGUCAAAGCUCGAUGGAUUGUAUGAAUGUAUUCUAUGCGCAUGCUGUUCUUCGUCGUGUCCAUCAUACUGGUGGAAUGCGGACAAGUAUCUUGGUCCAGCUGUGCUGCUGCAGGCAUACAGGUGGAUUAUUGAUUCCCGCGACGAUUACGCCAAAGAACGUCUUGACCGCAUGCACGAUGCUUACUCCGUCUACAAGUGCCAUACCAUCAUGAACUGUACGAAGACUUGCCCUAAGCAUUUGAAUCCUGCGAAAGCCAUUGGUGAAAUCAAAGCCCUCCUUACGGAAUUCCGUUCGAAGCCAGAUCCUGAGCAACCUCGAACGAAUCAAUGAAUCAUCGAAUGUUACAACUUAGCGCUAGAUAAAACCACGAAUAGAUACCGUCUUUGUUACACCUACCUCGGUGAAGUUUUACGUUGCAUCAUUCUAGUUUCUAUAGAUUCUACUGAAUUGUAUGGAGGUAUUUGUAUGUUGAGAGCAGUAUUCUUGUGUUCAUAUUUUAUCAAUUAGUUCUACCUCUUCCUAAGUCAUUUUUUACACUGUAAUUAGUAUAAAUAAUAAAUGUGAAGUAGC